Molecule: messenger RNA, 1176 nt
Organism: Aspergillus fijiensis CBS 313.89
Lineage: Eukaryota; Fungi; Ascomycota; Eurotiomycetes; Eurotiales; Aspergillaceae
Product: hydroxyacyl-thioester dehydratase HTD2
Exons: 2
Coding region: 61-1176 (371 amino acids)
Cellular component (GO): mitochondrion
Molecular function (GO): (3R)-hydroxyacyl-[acyl-carrier-protein] dehydratase activity
Source: RefSeq, a predicted model, not a curated record
CUCAUUCUUUCUUCCACAACAUCAAAAGCACUCAACCCCACGACUUGCUCACUUUCCACCAUGUCCUUCUCCAUGACACGAUGUCCCUCGCUCCGAUACCUUCAGAUCAACAACUGCCUCGAUAAAGCAAGACCCAGCCGCCAAUUCUCCAUCCACCACCCUCUCCGCACGGAAUCCAACACCUCCACCUCCACCUCCGCAUCCGCCAUUGCAACAGCCUUCCUCUCGCGCUUCCAAUCCCUCGGCCCACAAACCCGCACGCAAGUCCUCGACGCCAACCAACUCCAGCUCCUUUCGCUCACUCUCAACCGGCCCUCUCUCUUCCCGGACUCGCCAUCCCUGUCCAACGCCUCCACGCCGCUCCCCACGGGCACCCCACUCCCGGCCGGCUACCACCUCGUCUACUUCACCCCGGCAUUCCUCGAAACCGAACUCGGUAUCGACGGCACCGACACCUCCUACAACCCCGCCGCCCCCUUCACCCGCCGCAUGUGGGCCGGCGGGGAGGUGCAAUGGCCGCGGGACGCCACGACCGGCCAACCGAACCUCCUCCGAGUGGGCCAGGAGGUCCGCGAGACGACGCGGGUGCUGAGCGCCUCGCCCAAGGUCAUCGGCAAGACGGGCGAAGAGAUGAUCGUGGUCGGCGUGGAGAAGGAGUUCCGCAAUGAGGACGGAAUCGCGGUUGUAGAUCGGAGGAACUGGAUCUUCCGCAAAGCCCUAACCUCCCCCUUACCACCAACCCAAACAGCCACCCCACCACCACCACCCACCACAACCGAACUCCCCAAGCCAGCUACCACCACCACCACGACAACCGGAAAAACCCACACGCGCACCCUCCGCCAGACCCCCGUCACGCUCUUCCGGUUCUCGGCCCUGACCUUCAACCCGCACAAGAUCCACUACUCGACGCCGUGGGCGCGCGAGGUCGAGGGCCAUAGGGAUAUCGUGGUGCAUGGGCCGUUGAACCUGAUUGCCAUGCUGGAUCUGUGGCGCGAUACGCGAUCCUCCCGAGAACUGUCGCUGCCGGAGAGGAUCAGCUACCGCGCGACGAGUCCGCUUUAUGUCGAGGAGGAGUAUCGGGUGGUGCUGGAUGAGGAGGGGGCGGAUGGGAUGGGGCGGGUCCAGAUCCUGGGGCCGGGGGAGGUGGUGGCUAUGAAGGCUGAGAUUCGGUAG